CGUUCGUUUUAACGUUUACUUCUUCAAUUGCUAGUUUUAACUAUCACACACUGUGAAAGAUAUUUGGCAGGCGCAUUUUUCCUUCCAUCGAUUACCAAUUACCGAGAUAAACAGCUAUUAUAAGAUCGAAUAUAUUACACGUCUACGUGACCCAAGAGCCUACUUGGCGCAUCACGUGCAAGUGACUUUUAAAAGUGCACCUCGCCAUGCAUAUAUUCGUGACUCGUGUCCAGAGACGACCAGUGCUACGUUGACCUUUCGAUAAUGUCGUCGAAGUCGGCGGCUGCAGCUGCGGCAGAUGCAACGCUAAUAACGAUCGUGCUUCUCAUCUGUGUACGUGGCGCCUUCUCCUAAGCCAGUGGUUCUUAACCUUUUGUCUACCACGGACCCCCUUUGGAUAAUUUUUCUGUCGUCACGAGCCACCAACAUCUAACUGGAACUUGAAAUCCUCGAAAAUUAAACGUUGUAACGUUAGUAACCCGUACAACUUUUUGCACAAAACUAUGCGAGCAAGGACCUCGUGACAGGUUAAGAAUUGCUGUUCCGAGCCAUUUUAACGCCACUGCGCUUUCUAAUGCGAUCGAGAAGAUGUAUGCAAAAGUAUAGAACGUCGAUAAGUUAUCAGUCCCAAACCUUUCUGUUCGAUCGAGUACGACAUAGCCGAGGACGAUCGAAAGUAAGGCUAUUGCCGGAAGGAAAUUGCGUAAACGUUUCUCGAGCUUGCCCGAACGUUAGAAAGUUUCAAAUAUCUCGUGUCGCCAGUCGUUCCGAAAAGUUAUUCACUGCAACUUCUCUAGCUAGGGAUUUUCACGUGUCGAUUAUAUCAAUCCUUGAUGGCAUGAUCGAUACAUGAUACUUUAUUCGUGGCGAUAAGUAUUAAUCCUGUAAGGAAUUCUUUUCAGGAAAAAAGUAUUUUUCGAAGCAGUUAGUAAUAAUUAGCUUGGCUUUUGUCCAUCGCGGCCUUUGUGAUAUAAACGCGUGGAUUAUUGAAAAAGCGAAAAGAAAGAAAAUAACCUACAGAAACGUAAUACCAACAAAGUCACGCAAAACGUGUUCUCGGUGGUUUUUAGUUACUUUGCAAAGAUUAUCGAUCUUUUUUCGUUCCUAUUGCGUUCUAUUGCGUAUUAAAUGGUUGAUUUCGUUCGACAGAAUCUAUUAACCACGAGUGUUGUUAAAUAAGACUUGUCAGACGUUGGCCGAACGCUUCGCAUUUAACCAAACACAGCGUGAUCGUUGUUUCGUCGAUCGUUUUAUCGAAUUACAAAUCGACAUGGAAUUCUCGUAAAACUUGAAAUUUGCACGCGAUGCGACAACAAUCGCAAAAUCGAUAGGGAUUUUUAAAAAGCCAUAGACUAUAAGGGAAGAGAGAAGCUGCUGUGGACGUGAAAAACAAAGAAUGGAAACAUGGAAGUAAGAAAUUGGAAAGAAGCCACCAUAGAACACCACACCUUAGUGCGCUAAGAACUAAAAGAGAACAUAAAUUGUAUUCUCAGGAGAACAACGGGAGAAGACAGUGAACAACGGUUCGUGUCGCAAAACGGAAAGUCGUUGCGAAACGAGGAAACGAUUAUAGAAAUGCAACGGUAUUAUUUCUCAUUAUAUUGCACAAAACUGUAACGUGGCGCGCUCGGUUGUUCGUUAUGAGCUGUAUGGCGCAUUUCCCCCAGGCAAAUAUACGUCUGCGCGACGAGAAUAACUCGUAAUUGUACUUCAUUUAGCCGAGCUCGUCAGCUCUUGUGCUCACCUGCUUGAAAGGCACGUAUAAUCGGAUUUAUCGUUCUUUUCGAUGCUCUUGAAAACGUUUCAAACGCGACGCCUCUUACGACACGGGGCGGAAAAGGCAUCGAGUCAUUGAAGGAAGAUCGACGAUGGGUAAGCGAAGAAGCGAGAUUCUACGACUUAGAAUAAGACGAAAGUGAAGAAUAAUAGAAUUAAGUUGCAGACUUACUUACUUAUCUCAGGCUGAUGGUCAAGAUAUCCUGUACCAUCGCAAAUACACUGGCAGACAAUGGACCUCGAAGUAAAGCACUGUCCAUCGAAGAAUUCGUAACCUCGCACAAAGUGCCGGAGAACAUCCCACGGCCGUGGGAUUACGACGAGGACGACGACGACGUGGUCGACGUGGAAAGAAAAACGAUCUCGAAGCACGGGAAACACGCGAAGAAGGUUAUACCAAAGUUCGAGAGUUUCGAUAAGAAGCCGGGCGAUCUGGAUCCAGUCAGACGUUUCGAUUUCGUCGAUGAAGACAAAGCGACUAACGGUAACAACGCGAAACGGCAGGUUCGCGUCGAAUUGGAAAACUUCGGCGACACCGGAGUCCUUCAAGAAGAUGGUAUCCGAAGAUCGGAUACGCACAGGUCGCGGCUACAGAAUAACAAAGACUCGGUCAUUCCUGGAGUGCACGUCAGCGACGAGUAUCCGACUACCAUGAUGCCGGUUCUCACGACGCCACGCGAGGCGCGUGCUUUCGAUUUCGUCCCGGUGAACAUCAUCCGUGACGAUGGUAAAGAAACGUCGUUCCACGAACGAAACUUUGGCGACUUCAGCGACGUCAGUUUAGUGCCCGCUGGAACGAAUUCGCGCAUCCAGGUAAAGAAAGGACCGAACGGAAAGGACUACGAAUACGAGUACGUAUACUAUUACUAUGACGAGGAGGACGAGAACAAGGCGGGUACAGCGGACUCUGCUGUCACCAAUUCUUACGACGUUCCUUCUAGAACUACGUCCGCGCCUAGGCGCGGAGGAUCCUCCGCCAACAGAAGCAAGUACAGUAACGUGGAAAGGUCGAGCACGGUGGAACCUGCCAGCAACGAAGUGAUACCAAAUCGCAAUAACAACAGAGGCAGGCAAUUGGUCGACGCGGAAGACGUCUCCGAAGAAAGGUUACCAACGAACACUAGAUUUCCACCUAGAUCACGAUCGAAUCACAACACGGCGACCACGGAGCCUUCUAGAACCCGCGGGAAUCGUCCUAGACCUGGUCUAGACCUCGUUGACUCGAGCAGUUUUCGAACGCAUCAAGAGGGUCCGGAGUUUCCUCAGGUUCUACCUAAGGGACCCGUCAGAUUUCUCGGUGUUACUCCGAACGAGGACAAUGGAGAAGAGAGAGCGACAGCUAGAGGACGCGGCAAACCGCAAAGGGUCCAAGAACCUGCUCCUGUAGAAGAGCUGGUCGAGGACGUGCCCGUUCCCACGACUAGGAGGAGACCGAUCACCACACUGUCGCCUCAAACCGAAGGCGAAGCAGUCAGAGGAUCCUCGCACGGCAGCGGAGAGAAAGAAGAGCAAACAGAAGAAACGUCUUCGCCAACAGAGAAGAGCAGAGACAAACAACCAUCAAGCAAGCAAGAAUACGAAGACUCGGAUUCCUCUUCAACGACCUCGGCAAGCACCGCUUCAACUGCCAUGGAAGAUCCAACCACAGAGUAUCCGUCUUCGAUGGACAAAGUGGCGCUCGACUUGUACGCUUUCGUGCAACAGGGUCAAAAUAAUUUGGUGGACGCGCCUAGCAGCGAAGCUACCGAUUCUUCGUCAGACGAAUCGACGAUAUCUAACGAGGAAGCUACUACCGAUCUGGCAGCUGUGACGGAAAUGUCCGCCACCACGGUGACCCUGGAACCCACGACGAUCACCACUACGGCGUCGCCCACCGAACCGAUGACUACUACGGCUGCUACAACUACUACCGUUAGUACCACCACGACUACUACGACUACGACGACCGAACCUCCUACUACUACAACUACUCAGGCACCUGCUGGCAGGGGAAAGUUCAGGAGGCCAGGAAUAGGGGGAACUACAGGUUCCAGAAAUAGAUUCAAAUCCAACGGAGGCGGAAGUACGACAACCACCGAAGCUCCGGCGGAACCAACGCCGCGUACACGAAACCGCUUCGGGGGAAACGGUUCGAACGGCGGUGGUUUCAAGAGAAACCGUCCUGGACAAAAACAAGCGUCAGUGGAAGAGGACGCAGUGCAGAAAGAGAGUUCCAGCUCAGUGCACGCGGAACGUCCUUCCUCCAGUACUCGUAGCAGAUUUCGUGGCACUGGAUCCACGAGAUCCGUCUCGUCGACGACACCAGCCACGUCGAAUGGUGGGUCGACCGCUGCCUCCAAUGGACCGUCAGGAAUAUCAAGACCGUCUUUCAAUAAAUUAAACAUCAAUCGGCGACGUGGAAGACCGACUACGAAUGCUCCAAACGCUAGCGAAGAGAGCCAAGAGUCGACUCGCUCGGAAACAGCGAAGGAAACCGCGCAGGAAUCUGUUACGGCCGCGCCAAAGUCUACUGUUCGUGGACGACUUCCGACCACAGGAGUCAGACCAGUCAUUAAACCUGGGGCGAGGAUAAAUCUGAGAACCAAACCGGGUCAUUCGACGACCACUACGACUACCACGCCGCUGCCUGCAGAUAAAGAGGAAGAAUCGUCUAUCGACGAGCCAGCGGGAGAGGGAACCGAAGAGGAGACUCACGAGGCACCGGCAGAGACCAGCCCGCCGCCAACGCGUUCCACCACUGUGAACCCCCUAAACAAACUGCGAAACCGAAACAGACUACAAGUACAUCCAAAAACGACUACCAGAGCGCCAGUGUCGUUAGCAUCGAGAAGAUCGCCGUUGUUACCACGUCGCAAGGUAACCGAGGCACCAGUUGCCCAAUCUAGCCAGGAGGAAGCGUCCGAGGAAGCAGACAGUUCCAGCGAAACAGAGGCGACCGAAGCCACAUCGGCUGAAACGAGCACAGCAGCGAGCACAAAACACGAGGAAACCAGAGGACUCGGUGGACUUUUGGCGCCCAGGCGCAGGAUAACGCCGCGACGACCUGGACAAAUCAUCUCGCGGGAGUAACAAUGAAUAAUUAAACGAACGAUCCUACCUAUCCAUCGAGCCGUUUCUAUUCCUCGUCGUAGUCGGAAUCGAGAAGGAUCAAAGUCACUUGAAAACGCGAUCAAUUACGAAUCUGAGGGGAGGCCGACAGAGAAGCUCUUAUCGCGAAAAUUGACGCGAGAAUUCGAGAAGAAAAGGCUUAAGAUAGUAAAGACCGCCAUCGUUCCUGAAUUUUCAGUAUUCGUGUCAUUUUUCAGCUCGAAUUUCGUAGGAGAAAAGGGAAAUUCUGUCGCGUUAGUUUAUCUCGAUCGAACGACAAUCUCGAAAAUUGCUGACGAGGCGAGGGACCAUCCCCCGGGUGUAAAUCGCAAAUUUUGAGGAAAAUUAUGUAUAAUGACGUAGUUGUGGAAAAAAAUAUUUGACAUGUUUUUUUUGUCAUGCGUAUAGAGCGAACGUAUGAAUUAGACGGUGGAUGUAAGUACGUACAUGAUGAAAACCGUUUCCGGUUUUCACUGAGAGAAUUUUCACUGAAUGUGCGCGCACGAAUAUCACGCGACCGCUAUUGAACAUAAUAACGCGGUUUCUUAUCUUUAUUUAAUAAAUAAACGCGAUUCUCGUAGAAAGAUAUCGUCAGAUGCACUUUGCUAAAGCGAUACGUGGUCGCAUUCGACUCCACACUUUUAGAACGAUAUACAACUCGCGUCGUAUCGUAAGACAAUGUUUCUGUAAUUACAAUGUUCCAUGAUACGCUGUAAAUAUGAUACUGCAAUUAAAGAUAUGUAAACCCAAAUAUAUC
Messenger RNA from Bombus impatiens (common eastern bumble bee), 5620 nucleotides. RefSeq names its product mucin-5AC. Bases 1966 to 4845 code for a protein of 959 amino acids. Lineage: Eukaryota; Metazoa; Arthropoda; Insecta; Hymenoptera; Apidae. The record is from RefSeq and is a predicted model, not a curated record. The transcript has 10 exons.